GCCAGGACCGCGCGGCGUGCCUUAAGUUCCGCGGCGCGAGUCGUGUGGGCCACCGUCUCCGCGGUAACGUCUGUUACUCGACAUUACCUGGAGCAGGAAAUAAAGGGGACCUCUCCUCUUCUCCCUCCCGGCCCGGCAGGCUAGAUGGCAGAAACGGCGGUGACGGGUGCCGGCGGGGAGGCGAUGGCGGCAGCGGCGGCGGCGGCGGCGGCAGGUUCCGCGGGUCUGGCGGUCUUGUCUCUGGGUCGCGGCUUCUCGAGCUACCGGCCCUUUGAGCCCCAGGCGUUGGGCCUCAGCCCGAGCUGGCGGCUGACGGGCUUCUCCGGCAUGAAGGGCUGAGGCUGCAAGGUCCCGCAGGAGACGCUGCUCAAACUCCUGGCGGGACUGACGCGGCCGGACGAGCGGCCGCCGCUGGGCCGGGGCCUGGUCGGAGGCCACGAAGAGGCGGCCCAGGAAGCCGGCCUGCCGGUCACGGCGGAAUCCAGCCCAACUUUCCCAGCCCUGGGCAUUGGGAUGGACUCGUGCGUCAUACCGCUGAGGCACGGAGGCCUGUCACUGGUGCAGACCACGGACUUCUUUUACCCCUUGGUGGAAGAUCCCUACAUGAUGGGGCGCAUAGCUUGUGCCAACGUGCUGAGUGACCUGUAUGCCAUGGGCAUUACUGAAUGUGACAACAUGUUAAUGUUACUCAGCGUCAGCCAGAGUAUGACUGAGGAGGAACGGGAAAAGAUAACCCCGCUCAUAGUCAAAGGCUUUCGGGAUGCUGCUGAGGAAGGAGGGACUGCAGUGACUGGUGGACAAACUGUGGUAAACCCUUGGAUUAUCGUGGGUGGGGUUGCCACCGUGGUUUGUCAGCCCAAUGAAUUCAUAAUGCCUGACAGUGCAGUUGUUGGGGAUGUGCUGGUGUUAACCAAACCCUUAGGAACCCAAGUUGCCGUCAAUGCCCACCAAUGGCUGGAUAAUCCUGAAAGAUGGAAUAAGAUAAAGAUGGUGGUCUCCAAAGAAGAGGUAGAGCUGGCCUAUCAGGAAGCCAUGUUCAAUAUGGCUACCCUAAACAGAACUGCUGCUGGGUUAAUGCACACAUUUAAUGCCCAUGCAGCCACAGAUAUCACAGGCUUUGGCAUUCUGGGGCACUCUCAGAACCUUGCAAAACAACAAAGAAACGAGGUGUCCUUUGUCAUCCAUAAUCUGCCCAUCAUUGCCAAGAUGGCUGCCAUCAGCAAGGCCAGUGGGCGCUUUGGGCUCCUUCAGGGAACCUCAGCAGAAACUUCUGGAGGGUUACUAAUUUGCUUGCCAAGGGAACAGGCUGCUCGCUUUUGUUCUGAAAUCAAAUCUUCCAAGUAUGGAGAGGGUCACCAAGCAUGGAUAGUUGGCAUUGUGGAGAAGGGAAACCGCACGGCCCGAAUCAUUGACAAGCCUCGAGUUAUUGAGGUCCUACCUCGUGGGGCCACUGCUACAGCUCUUGCCCUGGACCAUUCCAAUGCCUCCUCUGAACCUAACUCAUGAGACGGAAUAGCACAAGUUGUUUGGACCUUUGAGCCUUUGUUCACAGUAGUGGAUUCUGAAGAGUUGAUUUGAAGAACAAAUUUCCAAAGAAGGCUGCCUGCAUAGAAGUUUCACAGUUCGCCUGUCUAGGUGAUUUGAAUCAGCUGGUCAUAAGCUGCACAUUCCAUGGCCAGAAGUAACAUUUUGAACUUUGGGGGAGGGUUGUUCAAAUUUGGCUUAGACCAGGAACAGAAAAACCUGUUUCCUCUUUUCAAGAGCAAAAUGAGGCUAUUCCAGUUUGAGGGAA
Messenger RNA from Molossus molossus (Pallas's mastiff bat), 1792 nucleotides. Its product is annotated as selenide, water dikinase 2-like. Gene Ontology annotation, molecular function: ATP binding; selenide, water dikinase activity. NCBI's taxonomy places the organism in Eukaryota, Metazoa, Chordata, Mammalia, Chiroptera, Molossidae. Gene Ontology annotation, cellular component: cytoplasm. Gene Ontology annotation, biological process: L-selenocysteine biosynthetic process. The transcript has a single exon. The record is from RefSeq and is a predicted model, not a curated record.